GUUAAUUCUCACUCACUUAUUCUAAGAUUUAAAAUUAUGUAUAGAAACUCCCCGAAAAACUGCCUCUUGAGAGAUGACGCGCAUAAAAUGUUUAACAUGCGCAUGCACUCAUUCCAUUGUCACGCAAUAAUAACCUCUUGCCUGAGACAUGUUACUUCAUGUCACAACGCACACAUUCGGUUAUCAUCAUGGCGUUGAGUCGUUCGUUGUUCGAGGUUGUCCAACCUUAUACAGACUGUAUAGCUAAAUCAGAAAUGCCAGUGAAGACAACUGUCAUCACGGGGCUUCUGUAUGGCUUCAAAGCAUUUCUUCAACAAAUUGUCUUCAAUUGUCCUCGGGAUUACCACAUCCUCUAUGGUUGCCUUUUCAUAUGUGGUCCCGCUGUCGUUUUGUUUUGCCUCUCCAUGUUAAUAUCUGAGUCCUUCUGGACCCUUGUCACUGGCUGCUUCCGUCUCCAAUCGCGUAAGCGAAGACUGGUGUGGUGGAAAUCAAGUAAAAGUGUGUAUUUGUCGCUUCUCCCGCCGUGUAUAUGGUUCGUCUUCGCUUUCAUGGAAGGUGAUUUCUAUGUCUGUUCAACUCUCGGACCCAUUAAACCCGCUCUUGACCACGCCACUGAUGAAAGCUCAAGAGAAAAGAUUCAAGAGAAGUUUGCCCAAGCGAAGAGCUUAUCGGCGAUUAUAUCUUGGUGCAUUCUUAUAACACUGGUAGUGACAGUGACAGUUUGUGUCACGCUUAGCAGAAUUCUUGCGCAAGUCGACCCAAAACUUCAAGGCGAAAUUGAAUUUGACGAGAUUGAAGCACAAGAGGCGGUGAACUUAUGGAAUGGUCGGUUACAAACCCUCGCCAAGGCUCAGGCUUUUGAAAUUAUCGAGGAAGUCUCAAACACUUUCAUUCACGACGAAGAACAUUCUGAUGUCUCGGAACAAGUUCGUCGAGGAGCAGAAUAUCUGAAAAGACUGUACCCCAGAUAUGGAGGAGUGGUUAAGGGACAUUUCCGUAACGACAGUUGGAGACCGAGGGAUGAGCGACUAAGAGAACUUCUUGAUCGAUCGCAAUCCACCGAAAUGCUAAUAAAUGCCGAUAAGAAGUAUAUAAGGGGUUAUGGUGUACGUUACACGACCAGCAUAUGAGCAUGAUUGAGUCACGCAAUCCUUUGAUCAUGCGAAUAACCAAUCUACAAAUGGCGGCUUAAAGUCCUGGGACACUUAACGCGAUAUAACAAAAGUCGAAUCUUUCCCUACCCUCUUCCCCAAAAAAUGUUGAAUUCUAGUCACUUUGUAAACUUUAUCAAGAUGUGAUAACUGUUUGCUUUACCAACAUUGUUGGAAGGGGGAAGGGGAAGGGAGAAUUUGUGAAAAAGUAUGAAUUGGCCAA
Pocillopora damicornis (cauliflower coral) is the source of this 1374-nucleotide messenger RNA. RefSeq lists its product as uncharacterized. Gene Ontology annotation, cellular component: plasma membrane. Gene Ontology annotation, molecular function: monoatomic cation channel activity. The record is from RefSeq and is a predicted model, not a curated record. Lineage: Eukaryota; Metazoa; Cnidaria; Anthozoa; Scleractinia; Pocilloporidae.